AUGAAAAAAAAACAAGAUCCCAAAAUGAAAUCGAAAGGUUUGAUGGGUGAAGAGAAAAAUGAGAAAAAGGAAGGAAAAAACUACUCGAAAAUUCAUAGAAAAGAAGGGAAAAAGGGUGAAGUGUUCUGCUGA
Molecule: messenger RNA, 132 nt
Organism: Caenorhabditis briggsae
Lineage: Eukaryota; Metazoa; Nematoda; Chromadorea; Rhabditida; Rhabditidae
Exons: 1
Coding region: 1-132 (43 amino acids)
Source: RefSeq, a predicted model, not a curated record